Messenger RNA from Saccharomycopsis crataegensis, 828 nucleotides. RefSeq lists its product as uncharacterized. Bases 1 to 828 code for a protein of 275 amino acids. Lineage: Eukaryota; Fungi; Ascomycota; Saccharomycetes; Ascoideales; Saccharomycopsidaceae. Gene Ontology annotation, cellular component: eukaryotic translation initiation factor 3 complex; cytoplasm. The transcript has a single exon. Gene Ontology annotation, molecular function: ribosome binding; translation initiation factor activity. Gene Ontology annotation, biological process: regulation of translational initiation. The record is from RefSeq and is a predicted model, not a curated record.
AUGGAUAACACUUUAGUUUCUGUUCCUGUCCAAAGACCUUCCGAUAUCAAUGAUAUCUUGAACAGUUUGAAAAGAUACGAUGUCUCCGUGAUCAAGGACUUGGAAGACUACUUGAAGGUCCAAUGCGAACAAAAUUUCAGCGACGUUAAUGCCAAUUUGGCCCUUUUGAAAUUGUACGAAUUGUCUUCGGAAUCCCUCAACGAUGAAAGAGAAGAAGCCACUAUAAACAUAUUAUUGUUAGGGCUUUGCAAUUUCUACAACAUUGACUUUGAAUUAUACUUACAUUUGUUGCCAGUUUACGUGUUAGCCGAUGUAACAAAAUUCAAAGAUCUUUCAUCAGAAGAUUCGUCAAUAAUCCAAUUCUGCAGCUAUGUUAACAAAUUGAAGGAAUUGUACGUGUUGUUGACCUCUGCUAAGUUUACCAAGUUCUGGAGUUUGUUGAAAACCGAUGAUUCCUAUCAGGAUUUGGUUUACGAUUCCUACUUGGCCGACUCUUUCGACAGCAACAUCAGAAAUUUGAUCUUCAACGUGGUCUACAAAGGGUACUCCAACAACAACUCGCAAAUAAAGUCCAAGAUCAGCUCCCAAUUGUUGCAAAGCUACUUGAACUUGAACGAAGCGGACUUUGGUAAAUUCAUUGAAUCAAAGAAAUUCUUCAAGAUAAACGGUGACCAUGUGUUGAUUAACCACGACGCCCACCUCAUCAAGAACGACGACGAAGAAGAACAAAAGCAUGUUUCUACAAAUGCCCAUAACUCAAUCAUCAGUAGCGAAAACAUCAAGUUUGAACAGUUAUCAAGAUUGAUCAAAGAAAGUCUUGAAAAAUAG